GCUGCUGGGGCACUGACGCGGUUUCGAUUCCAGCGAAAAAUGCUUUGGCUCGGACUGUCUCGUGACAGGCCGUGCGAGGAGGCCAGGCCCGCGCUCGCCGAGCCCUAGGGCCGCUGCUGCCGACAGCCAUGGAGGACGAGCAGCCUGACAGCCUGGAGGGCUGGGUGCCGGUCCGGGAGGGCCUCUUCGCCGAGCCCGAGAGGCACCGGCUGCGCUUCCUGGUGGCUUGGAACGGCGCGGAGGGCAAGUUCGCUGUGACUUGUCACGACCGCACCGCGCAGCAGCGGCGGCGGCGCGAGGGGGCCAGGUUGGGGCCCGAGCCCGAGCCCGAGCCCGAGCCCGAGGCCGCCGUGUCCCCGCCCAGCUGGGCCGGCCUGCUCUCGGCCGCGGGGCUCCGCGGCGCGCACCGGCAGUUGGCGGCGCUGUGGCCGCCUCUGGAGCGCUGCUUCCCGCGGCUGCCGCCGGAGCUGGACGUGGGCGGCGGCGGGGCCUGGGGUCUGGGGCUCGGGCUGUGGGCGCUGCUGUGGCCGACUCGCGCGGGUCCCGGCGAGGCGGCGUUGCAGGAGCUGUGCAGGCAGCUGGAACGCUAUCUGGGCGCGGCGGCGGACGGCUGCGGCGGCGCCACAGUGCGCGACGCACUCUUCCCGGCUGAGGGCGGCGCGGCCGAUUGCGAAAGCCCGCGCGAGUUCCGGGAGCGGGCCCUGCGCGCGCGGUGGGUCGAGGCGGACGCGCGGCUGCGCCAGGUUAUUCAAGGACAUGGAAAAGCCAACACCAUGGUAGCAUUAAUGAACGUUUACCAAGAGGAAGAUGAAGCGUAUCAGGAAUUGGUUACCGUGGCAACCAUGUUCUUCCAGUACUUAUUGCAGCCAUUUAGGGCUAUGCGAGAAGUUGCAACUUUAUGUAAGCUUGAUAUUUUGAAGUCUUUGGAGGAGGAUGACCUAGGUCCUCGAAGGGUAGUUGCCCUGGAGAAAGAAGCUGAAGAAUGGACCAGACAGGCUGAAGAAGCUGUCGUCUCUAUUCAAGAUACCACAGUGAAUUAUUUUAAGGAGACAGUAAAAGCAUUAGCAGGAAUGCAGAAAGAAAUGGAACAGGAUGCAAAGAGAUUUGGUCAGGCUGCCUGGGCCACAGCAAUUCCCAGGUUGGAAAAACUUAAGCUAAUGCUAGCUCGAGAGACUCUGCAACUCAUGAGAGCAAAAGAGUUGUGUUUAAAUCACAAAAGAGCUGAAAUUCAGGGAAAGAUGGAAGAUCUUCCAGAACAAGAAAAAAAUACAAAUGUUGUAGAUGAAUUAGAAAUACAAUUUUAUGAAAUUCAAUUAGAACUAUAUGAAGUUAAAUUUGAGAUAUUAAAAAACGAAGAAAUACUGCUUACUACACAGUUGGACUCUCUUAAAAGACUUAUAAAAGAAAAACAGGAUGAAGUUGUCUAUUACGAUCCAUGUGAAAAUCCAGAGGAACUUAAAGUCAUUGACUGUGUUGUGGGGCUGCAGGAUGAUAAGAAUUUGGAAGUGAAAGAACUCAGAAGGCAGUGCCAGCAGCUGGAGUCUAAACGGGGCAGGAUCUGUGCCAAAAGAGCCUCUCUCCGGAGUAGAAAGGAUCAGUGCAAAGAAAAUCAUCGGCUCAGAUUGCAACAGGCUGAAGAAAGCAUAAGAUACUCUCGUCAGCAUCACAGUAUUCAGAUGAAAAGAGACAAGAUAAAAGAAGAGGAGCAAAAGAGAAAAGAAUGGAUCAACCAAGAACGUCAAAAAACACUCCAACGAUUGAGAUCAUUUAAAGAUAAACACCUAACUCAAUCUGUCCGAAACACCUCUGGCUCAGAACCUGUGGCUCCAAACCUGCCAGGUGACCUUUCCCAGCAGACGUGCUUGCCAGCUUCCCAUGCGGUGUCAGUAAUUCACCCGUCCUCUAGGAAAACUAGAGGUGUUCCCCUAUUGGAAGCUGAUGACGCGAAAAGCCCCAAGUGUCAAAACUGUCAUGGAAAUAUCCCUGUCCAGGUUUUUGUUCCAGUUGGUGAUCAAACACAUUCCAAAUCCAGUGAGGAACUGUCACUGCCACCACCUCCUCCUCCUCCACCACCACCGCCACUGCCACCGCCGCCCCCACCCCCUCCUCUCCCUGCUCUGUCCUCAUCCUCUCAAGAUGCAACUCAUCAGAACUUAGGCUUCCGGGCUCCAGUGAAAGAUGACCAGCCACGUCCUCUAGUGUGCGAAUCACCUGCUGAGCGACCACGUGACUCCUUGGAAAGUUUUUCAUGUCCAGGAUCUAUGGAUGAAGUGUUGGCCUCCUUAAGGCAUGGCAGAGCUUCUCUCCGGAAGGUAGAAGUGCCGGCGGUGCGCCCUCCCCACGCCUCAAUCAAUGAGCACAUUCUGGCUGCCAUAAGGCAAGGGGUCAAACUGAAGAAAGUUCACCCUGAUCUUGGCCCAAACCCCAGCAGCAAACCAACCAGCAACAGACGCACCAGUGACCUUGAGAGGAGCAUCAAGGCCGCGCUCCAGAGAAUCAAGAGGGUGUCUGCUGACUCUGAGGACAGUGACGAGCAGGACCCUGGCCAGUGGGACGGUUAGGCUCAAGUUUGACAAAGGCACCCGCCACAGUAGGCUUGAAUAAAGUGGAGUCUUGCUCUGUCACCAGGCUGGACUGCGAUGGCAUGAUCUCGGCUCACUGCAACCUCUGCCUCCUGGGUUCAAGUGAUUCUCCUGCCUCAGCCUCUUGACUACUGGGACUACAGGCGUGCGCCACCACACCCAGCUAAUUUUUAUAUUUUUAGUAGAGAUGGGGUUUCACCAUGUUGGCAGGAUGGUCUCGAUCUCUUGACCUUGUGAUCCGCCCACCUUGGCCUCCCAAAUGCUGGGGUUACAGGCGUGAGCCACCACACCCGGCCUUCCAGUGUCGUCUUAACUAACUCUGGCACACAGCAGCCUGAGGGGCCUCAGUUGGCACAGCUCGGAGGGGCAUGAGUCCCUUUCAGCAGCUGCAGCCUGGGCCUCCCUCUGUGGCAUGGCCACUGGCAGAUUUCCCGGCCACUGCCAGGUUGCCCACGGGUCUGUCAUGUGUGCUACCUUUUCAGAAUGCAAAUCCAACUCCUGUGUACGAAUGAAUGUGCCUCACUGUGCUGGCCUGGGCCUGAUGGGCCAAGCCCUGACUCUGCACUGGCCCCUGUACCUGCCGCUCCCACCCAGAUUCCCAGGGGUGUUCCAGUGGGGGACGCAACCUGCGGGCUACUCGCUGGGCAUCAGGUCCAGAUCCCAGAGACAGGUCCAGUGGCUGUGGCCCAGGCCUCCUUCCCCACCACAGACAGGCCAGGCUCAGCAUCAAACUUCCUAGGGAAAGAAUUUGGAAUUGAAAAAGUAGCAAAAUCAGAACUUUGUGGGACUUUUCUUAUGCAUAUUUUGCAGUUUGGCAUUGUUUGUAAUUACGUAUUUAUAAUUUCAGUAUUUUGAGAUACCAGUGAGCUUAAUCAGGCUGAAAUAAUUCUCAGAAUUUGCUUUCUAAGGGCUGCCAAACACAAGAGGCCUUUGAAAAAAGGAUCCUUUUCAAAAUAAUGUUCUCACAAUAAAAGUUCCUGGCCCACUUGUGUCUUCUGUGCAUCAACACUUCCCUUCCUCCUCUGGAACCUUCUCUCCUUCCUUUCUCCCUUUUCCUGCUUUUUCCAGCCAAGCCUUGAAGUCAAUCCAGACUUUGGCUUCAGGGAAUUCAGAGCCAAGGAAGUGGGGACAAGUGACUCCUAUUGCCCAGCUUCAGAGCUCUCCAAUUGGCCUCCAAAGCACUGCCAGUCUUCACCUCUGCCUGACUUUCCAGCCCACACAGUAAGGGCAGCCCCUCAGCCUGGCAGAUAAAACCCUCAGAGACUUGGCUGCCUCCCCUGGGCAGCCCCUGCCCCUGCCACAGGUUUUAGUCCAGCAAUACCAUGCUGCUUCCUGCCUGCCCCCAAAGGGCCUGCUCUCUUAAGCAUAAGUGCCUGGAAUUCUCCCUGCACCCUUCAUGUCCUGGCAAACCCAUGCCCAUCCUUAGGUCUCAGCCCCACAGCUUUUUCCGCCAGGUCUUCUCUGACCUCUCCUAUACAGCCAUGUACCUUGUCUUGGGAGUCUGGCCUUCUGGCCAAAGGAGGACUGGCAUCUGCUCCUAGCACAGCCAAUCCUAUGGAUUGUCCUGGAGUGAAAAGCAAUGAGCUAGGCCAGUCAGACCUGUGUAUUCAUCUGUUCGUCCAUUCUCUCUCUUCAGAAUUUGAACUAGGGAAUCAAGCAGGUGGUAACAGCAGCCAGAAUGAGGAGGUUAUUGGUUAAAGGCCACAUGGCAUGUGAAACCCACAUAGUUGAGUGGAUUUAUGGGGCAGAGGCUCUCAGACCAUAGGGUGUGUAAAAGCACAUGAGAGUGCAUUGGUUUUCUAUUGCCAUAACAAAUCACCACAAAAGUAGCUGCUUAAAAGACAAAUUUCUUAUCUUACAGUUCUGUAGGUCAGAAGUCCGACAUAGGUCUCACUGGGCUAAAAUCAAGGUGUUGACAGGGCUGUGUUCUCUUCUAAAGGCUCCGGGGAGAAGCCGUUUCCUUGCCCUUUCUGGUUUCUAGAGGUUGCUCAGGAGUAGCCUGCAAGGACAUUAGCCUACGUAGGGAGAUCAAGAACUUCCAAAAUAUCUUGUUAAGAUACAAAGGACUUCUGAAAGAUUUCUGUUGACUUAAAAACAGACACAAAUAUUUUACUGAACUAUGUAUUUCUACAGAAACGAUUACAACAAAAUCAGGUAAAAUUCACAAAGGUAUACAAGUCUUUAAAGGAAAAUAUUUUUUCCCUUAAAUAUAAAAAGAACAUUUGCCAAAUAACAUCAAAAAGAAACAAAGCAAAAACUGUUAGAAACAAAAGAAACAGACAGAAAUACAAUAAUAGAAGACUAACAUAUCUUUCUUAGUCUUAAUGAAUCAAGCAAAUUAAAAUUAAAGGUCCAUAAUAUUAUACUUUAUAAGGUCAAAUGAAUAUAUCUGAUUGAAUUUUGUUCCCUUCAGAGAAUAUACUUUUUUCUUCAGUUUCCUGGGGAUAUGUAUUAAAACUAAAAAUGUAUUACGUCUCAAGAAAACAUCCAUGAUCUCCAAGAUGCACAAAUUGUACAGGCCAUACUCUCUUUGACAAGGCAAUAAAACUAGAAGUUUGUAAGAAAUGCUAAAAACAACAACAAAAUAAACUACCUGGAAAUUUAAAAGUAUAACUUCAAAAAACUCCAGUAAAAAAAUAAAGUCAAAUCUGAAAUUAUAAAUUAUUUAUAACUUAGAACACUAAAUAUAAAUUUAAGGGAUAUGGAUAAAGAUGUAUUCAGAGGAAAAGUCGUACCUUACAAUGUUAGUAACUGUGUCUUUUAUUAAGGAAGAAAAAGUUAACAUGGCAUGUAACUUAAGAAGGUGGGAAAAUAAUAAAGGAAAAAAAUUAAGAACAAAACCAAAAGAGUCAUGAAAUAGUCAAACAGUAAAUUCAGAUAUAAAUCUCAGAGUUGGUUAUUUGAAAAGAUCAAUGAAACAGACUAAUUCUGGAAAAACUAAUGAGAACAAAAAGGGAAAGCACACACAACAUGGGAAUGAGGAAGCAGAAUACUACAACUCCAGGCCAACAAAUCUGAAAAUUGGAACAGAAUCACUAUUUAGGAAAAUUUACUUAAUUAAAAAAAUUUUUUUUGAGAAAGGGUCUUGCUCUGUGUCCCAGGCAUGCUCACGGCUCACUGCAGCUUCGGUCUCCAGGGCUCAAGUGAUCCUACUGCUUCAGCCUCCUGAGUAGCUGGGACUACAGGUGCACACCACCAUGCCUGGCUAAUUUUUAGUAGGGACUAUGUUGCCCAGGCUGAUUGUGAACUCCUGGGCUCAAGCGAUCUUCCUGCCUCGGCCUCCUGAAGUUGCUGGGAUUAUAGGCAUGAGCCACUGUGCUUAGCCGGGAAAAUUUAAAUUGCCAAAAACUUACAGAAUAGAAAUAAAGUUUGAAGAAAAUAAUGAGCGUAAAAAAAAAUAGAAAAAAAAACCCAUAUUUCCUAAAAAGGCACUAGAUUUGGACAGUUUCAUACAUGUUAUAAAAACUUCAAAGAGCAAAAAAUUCUAAAUAUUUAAAUGUUUCCAGGGCAUAGAAAAACAGAGCUUCCCAAGUUCUUUUUAAUUUUUUUAAGAAGUUAACAAACACCAAUAACUGACAAAGCAGAAAAAAAAUUACACAACUAUUCAUCUUAUUUAAGUAUGAAAAAUUCCAUAAUAAAAUGAGAAAACCAAAUCCAGAAGAAUUUCACAAUUUAAAGCUCUUAUUUUUAUUAUACAAGUAAUAUACGAUCUUUGUAGAAAAAUCAGAAAGUACAGAUAAGAAACACAAAAUAAAAAUCUACUAUGGACCAACCAAUCAUAAAUAACCACUGUUAACAUUGAAAGAUGUAUAUUAAAAGAAUAAUAUACUAUGACUAUAUCAGAUUUUUGUAGAAAUGCAGAUGUCUUAACAUUAGCAAAUCUAUUAAAAUGAUUCAUCUAAAGUCAUAAUAGAGAAAAGCCAGUUGAUCAUCUUGACAGAUGUGGAAAAAAGCCAUUUAAUAAAACCCCAACAUCCAUUACUAAUAAUAUUUUCAUCAAACUAGAAAUAGAGGGCAUAACCUUAAUGUAUAAUUCAAAUAUUAAGAUUAUUUUACACUAAGAGUCAAAUUU
This is a messenger RNA of Pongo pygmaeus (Bornean orangutan), 6654 nucleotides long. It is a transcript of the gene WHAMM, whose product is annotated as WASP homolog associated with actin, golgi membranes and microtubules. The transcript has 11 exons. Gene Ontology annotation, biological process: endoplasmic reticulum to Golgi vesicle-mediated transport; Arp2/3 complex-mediated actin nucleation. Gene Ontology annotation, molecular function: Arp2/3 complex binding; actin binding. Bases 129 to 2561 code for a protein of 810 amino acids. Gene Ontology annotation, cellular component: cytoplasm; endoplasmic reticulum-Golgi intermediate compartment membrane. The record is from RefSeq and is a predicted model, not a curated record. NCBI's taxonomy places the organism in Eukaryota, Metazoa, Chordata, Mammalia, Primates, Hominidae.